UUUCUCAAAAACUAGGCUGUUAGUCCACCCAUUAGCUGAGAAUCCCCCAAUGCCGAGGAUUACCUCAGAAUCUAUUCAGAUGUCUCAGAAUUCAAAUAUUGGAGAUGAUGGCAAGUUGCAGACUCUGCUUAAACUUGCCAAUGAAGAACCACAAAAUGCUUCAAUAGAGACUAGCAUGAACAAAUCCUUGAGUUUGGGUGACUUGGUGCACAAGUAUCAAGCCCAGAACUCUUUUGGAGUCCCUAUCUCUCCUCGUGAAGCUUUGAAGAAGUUAAAGCUUUCUCCAAGUUACAUAAAUCCAUCGAAGAAGUUGUCCAGGAUCAAGCUAGAUGAUUUUGUUGAUUAUUGUAAGAAGAACAACAUCGGGCUGACUAACCAACAACAUAUAAUGUACAAUAUUUUCAGGACAUUCAGGAACCACAAGACCUGGAAAUCAUUCCUCGACAAGCACUAUCGUAGCGACAACAAAGAGCUUAUUGAAGAUCUGUUCAACUUCCUUGAGUCAGGCAACCUUGCAGAGAUUACUGAGAAGCCUAAGGAACUAAUAAGGGGUACUUUUCCAGGAGGUGAAUAUCAAUUUUUAAAAGGCUCUAAAUCCCAACUGUCUCUAUCUAAAUCCAGAAUCCCUCGGAAAGAUAGAAGUAAGGAAAUGUUUAAGUAAAAUGAUCAAGAAGAUGUCUCAUCCUUUGAAAAAUUAUGAUAAAAGUGCCAAAAAGUUCAAAAAGAGCAGUCAGAAUGAUCUUUUUCAGAGACUUACAUUCGAACAAAAGAAGAAAGUCGAACCUGAGCAGAGAGAUAAGAGAGAAGUUGAAGAAAUAGACCUAAUCAAAACAAAGGAGUACAAGAUGUCUAGAAAACAGUACUACGGUCAAUCUGAAGAAAGAGAGGAUGACAAUAACCUCGUAGCGGCAAUUGAUGAUAGCAGUCCUUCUAAUAAAAAGUUGUAUAAUCCUGAUGUUUUGACGAAGAAGAUCAAUAUCAAAGCUAUUAAGUCUUUCCAAAAGACAUGAAAGAAAAUUAACAGAAAGAAGAAAAGGAUCAACAAUGAAUUUGGCAAAGUACUUAAAAGUAUUGAAGUAGACAGGACUCUAAAACCUCCUAUUGGAGAUAUUGGCCCUUCACCAAAAGAAGGAGAUAAACAAGGGCCUAAUGAGAAUAACCCUGUGGCCAAUAAGGGCUACAAGUCUCUUAGAUGGGCUAAUGAAAAGAAGAAGUAUCAAAGAAUGAAGCAGAACUCUGACCUACAGCAGAUCUAUCUUCUUUUGCUGAACUAUAUUAAGGAAAGAAGCAAGAAGAAACAGAGAAUCCUUCCAAUAGAGAUUGAAGCUAAAUUUAUUGAUUCUAUUAAGCUCUUUUGUGAGAGUGGAUGGGUAGUAGAGGAGGAAGAUUUUUACGAUAUUCUGAACACUCUUCAAGUAAAGAGAUUCUACGAGGAUCAGCUAUUCUACUUCUUGCUUUAUUUCAUAGACCUACUAAAGUUUGAUAGAAAGAAGCUGCUCGAGUACUUUAAAUCCUCUGAUCCAUCCUUAAAUAAAAAUUUUGAGAAAUCUCAGGACCCUAGUUCUCAUGUAGACACAAAAUUUAUUGAAGGGAGGUUGAAAAAGCUUAACAGGAUUGUAAGUGAGUCUCCCAAGAGAGUGAGGAAGAACCUCUUCCCUUUGUUACAAUAA
This is a messenger RNA of Moneuplotes crassus, 1670 nucleotides long. Lineage: Eukaryota; Ciliophora; Spirotrichea; Euplotida; Euplotidae. The record is from the annotation of a GenBank genome assembly.